AUUUUCUCUAGCGUCAAUCACGUCCCCGCGCUUCCGGCCCCGCCCGAGCUACACCAGCCCCAGCUCAGACCAGAAGUGCCCAUAUCGCGGCAGCCCCUGCAUCUGCUUUUGCUUCUCCCUCCCCUGCUAGGGCACCAGCACCACCUGCAAAUGUACCUCAUGCACCGACGGCGGCAGCAGCACCCUCCAAGGAGCCAGGAUUGAUGGCCCAAAUGGCGGCGACGGCUGGCUCAGUAGCCGUUGGUUCGACUAUUGGUCAUGGUCUCUCUAACAUGCUUUUCGGCGGAGGAGGAAGCGCUGCUGCUGCCGAAGCCCCCGCGCAGGCUCCGGCUCCUGUCCAGCAACAACAAGCAGGCGGAUUGAGCUGUGAAGCGCAAGCGAAAGAUUUUACCAAGUGUCUGGAUAAGGCUGAUCUCCCAUCAUGCACAUGGUAUCUCGAGCAAUUGAAAGCGUGCCAAGCUGCCGCUGCUCCUUAUUAAAUGCUGCCUGGUCGCGCCUAAAUCUUAAUACCUAGAUCCAUGCGACAGAAUGCUCAAGAAGAACCGCAUGAUAUUCAAUCCUGAAUUCUUUUUACCUUCAUAACAAGCCCGUCGUGUGUAUAUCAAAUAAAAAGUUGAUUAGCUAUUCGUCAUCGGUCUGCCGCACUCUUUUGAGGUAUUGCGUA
Desarmillaria tabescens is the source of this 664-nucleotide messenger RNA. RefSeq lists its product as uncharacterized. Gene Ontology annotation, cellular component: mitochondrion; nucleus. The transcript is spliced from 3 exons. The coding region runs from base 204 to 479 and encodes 91 amino acids. NCBI's taxonomy places the organism in Eukaryota, Fungi, Basidiomycota, Agaricomycetes, Agaricales, Physalacriaceae. Gene Ontology annotation, biological process: mitochondrion organization. The record is from RefSeq and is a predicted model, not a curated record.